Molecule: messenger RNA, 882 nt
Organism: Mastomys coucha (southern multimammate mouse)
Lineage: Eukaryota; Metazoa; Chordata; Mammalia; Rodentia; Muridae
Exons: 4
Coding region: 1-882 (293 amino acids)
Source: RefSeq, a predicted model, not a curated record
AUGGCAAGGAAAGCUAAGCGUCAAAGGGGAUUGAGGACAGCAGGAGAAUAUGGCCCGCUGAAUCAACUAGGCAAGGCUCAUGUGGGCUUACAGACACAGAUGUGGCAAGCCUGGGGCCUGCUUGGGUCUGCACCAGGUCUGCCUCACCCUGGGCCAGGUGACAAGCCUUGUGUUGUCUUCAGGAUUGCACUACAGCUGCUGGUUUAUGCAAAGUAUUCACCUGCCCUGCCAAGAGGACUGGACUGCAGCUGCAGGUUUGUGUAUGAUGCUGGAGAUAACGGUACUAUAACUGCUGGUUCAUAUUUGGUGUUUGUUUGCUAUGGGACUGAACUGCUGACAAAGAAUAUUAAACUCACCCCCUCCAAAGAAUUAUUGCUAAACAGGAUGGCUGUUUUCUCUCUCCACCAGCCAAGCAAGAUGCCCAAAGGAAAGAAUGCGAAGGGGAAGAAGGUGGCCCCGGCCCCCGCCGUCGUCAAGAAACAGGAGGCCAAGAAGGUGGUCAAUCCUUUGUUUGAGAAGAGGCCCAAGAACUUCGGCAUUGGGCAGGACAUCCAGCCCAAAAGAGAUCUAACACGCUUCGUCAAAUGGCCUCGCUAUAUCAGGCAGCAGCGGCAAAGAGCCAUCCUCUAUAAGCGUCUCAAAGUACCUCCUACCAUUAACAGUUCACCCAGGCCCUGGACAGGUAAACAGCAACUCAGCUGCUUAAGCUUGCCAACAAGUACAAGCCAGAGACAAAGCAAGAUAAGAAGCAAAGGCUACUGGCCCGUGCUGAGAAGAAAGCUGCUGGCAAAGGGGACGUCCCAACUAAGAGACCACCCGUCCUCCGAGCAGGAGUCAAUACAGUUACCACCUUGGUGGAAAAUAAGAAGGCUCAUGAUGUAG